Messenger RNA from Cydia fagiglandana, 2179 nucleotides. RefSeq names its product odorant receptor 49b-like (gene Or-13). Bases 201 to 1403 code for a protein of 400 amino acids. The transcript has 5 exons. Lineage: Eukaryota; Metazoa; Arthropoda; Insecta; Lepidoptera; Tortricidae. The record is from RefSeq and is a predicted model, not a curated record. Gene Ontology annotation, biological process: sensory perception of smell; detection of chemical stimulus involved in sensory perception of smell. Gene Ontology annotation, molecular function: odorant binding; olfactory receptor activity. Gene Ontology annotation, cellular component: plasma membrane.
CCAGCAGGUGGUCUAAGUGUCCGGUUAAUAACGCUUAACUCCUUUCAAUUAAGAAACAGUUCCAUAGGACAAUUUGUCUAAUCACAAGCUUUUACAAACCUUUGAGGUUUGAAUCUACUUAAGCCACCCACAAAAUGUCGACUCAAUAGUCUGUGCGAAGAUUUCUGAGUGUUAAGACGGCUUUACAUACAAAAAAGUUUAUGUCCGAAAUGAGGCCGUUAAGGCAAAUAGAUUGCUUUAAAGUUAAUAUGAAAUGUUGGAAGUUACUUGCCGUUUGGCCUCCAAACGAUAUGCAAUCUUAUUACCGUUGCUAUCAAAUGUUUUUCACGGCGUUCAUUCUUUUAAAUAACUUGCUAGCUACAGUAAAUUUUAUUUUCCUUCCGAGACAAUUAGAUAUGUUUAUAGACGAAAUGAUAUUUUACUUCACAGAAUUAGCUGUGACAUCGAAGCUUUUGACUUUUCUUUUUAUGCGCGAAAAAAUUCUAAAGAUUUUGAGUAUUCUCGAGAGUGAUAUGUUUCAGCCUGAAUCAGAAAAUGGCUUAAAAGCAAUCGACAAAGCAAAAAAAUUUAAUGUGAGAUAUUUUAAAAUAGUUGCAGCAGUGUCAGCAACUGCUCAUUUCUCACAUAUAGUACCGCCAAUAUUAUUGCAUUUUAUUUUACAUGUAAAAUUAGAACUUCCAGUAUGCAAUUUUUCAUUUUUAUCUGAUGAUACUAAACAAAAAUUUAUUUACCAAUUAUAUGAGUUUCAAGCCCUUUACAUGCAUUCCCAAGUGCUUUUUAAUAUCAGUAUUGAUACAUUUGUUCUCGGUAUACUGAUAUACGCCAUUGCGCAAUUGGAUAUACUUGAUGAUAAUUUGCGAAGAGUCACCGUCAAAAACCAAAUAGGAUCUACACGAGCCGAUGAUUCUAUACAACGAGCGGAGAAAGAAAAUGCUUUAAAGAAACUAAACGAUUCUAUUAUUCAUUAUGGUGAAGUGGGACAGUUCUGUGACUUGGUCCAAGAUGUAUUUAGUAUAACAUUGUUCGUGCAAUUCGGUGUGGCAUCUUGUAUAAUUUGCGUCGUCCUGUUUAGAUUUACAUUGCCGGCGCCAUUGCAGUACUUCGUAUUUUUGGGAUCGUAUAUGAUCAUAAUGAUCCUUCAAAUUUUGGUACCCUGUUGGUUCGGCACUCGCAUCCAGGAUAAGAGUCAACAGCUAUCCCAGGCCGUGUACGAUUGCGACUGGACCGCUAAGUCUCGCUACUUUAAGAGCAGUCUGCGGCUCUUCGUGGAGCGAGCCAACAAACCUCUUUCGAUAACGGCCGGGAAAAUGUUUCCACUCUCGCUUACCACUUUCACUUCUAUUAUGAAUUCUUCGUACUCAUUCUUCACGUUGCUGCGUCACAUGCAAUCUCGCCAAAAUUAGAUAUCUAUCGUAUUAACCUUUUCGCCGCCACAUGCGUUGCUGCGUCACAUGCAAUCUCACCAAAAUUAGAUAUGUAUCGUAUUAACAUUAACCUUUUCGCCGCCACGUCAAUGCAGUAAUAAAGUGUCACCAACGCCAUGUCAAAUAUUGCACGUAGAAAAUUCUAUAACAUAUAUGUAUCAAGUCUUGAUGUGUGGGGCACGAAAUGUACUGACUUUAUAUCAAGUCAAUAACGUCGAAAAGGUUUAAAUUUUACCAGGUAUUCACGCCAUUUAUUACAAAAUGUAAUCAAUUUCAGUGUAAAGUUGACUCAGUAUAAAUUUAGUUGAAAUUAAGGUCUCCGCUAAAAUAUCAAACCAGUGACAAAAGGUAGCACGAAUUCGGUUACUUACUUAAAAUUUCAAAGCUUUAUUAAUUUUCACCCUGGCUCGGCAUAUUGAUUCUAAUUAGAAUGCUGAAAGUGAACUCGAGGUCCGCAAAUUAUUUUUGAUUGAUGGAUAUAAGAUGAAAUUGGGAAAUAUGUAUUCCGCGGUGUUCGUGGUACUUAAAGUUUUUGUUGAAUCGUGUUAAUAAAUCAAUAUGGGUGAUUAGAUACUGGAAUAUUUGAAACAAACUGUUAUUAGUACCUACUUAUCUACAUAAUAUGUGUAUAAUAUCUAACCGCAUUAUUUCUCUUUUAUAUGUAGGCCCGAGCGAGUUCUUAUGUUAUAAAUGAUUGUGCAGUGCUUUAUAUUAAGUAAGUAAGGCUUCAACUCCAAAUAAAUGGAUAUACUUAA